Orbicella faveolata is the source of this 8694-nucleotide messenger RNA. Its product is annotated as ATP-dependent chromatin remodeler CHD4-like. Gene Ontology annotation, biological process: chromatin remodeling. Gene Ontology annotation, cellular component: chromatin; nucleus. NCBI's taxonomy places the organism in Eukaryota, Metazoa, Cnidaria, Anthozoa, Scleractinia, Merulinidae. The record is from RefSeq and is a predicted model, not a curated record. Gene Ontology annotation, molecular function: ATP binding; ATP hydrolysis activity; chromatin binding.
GUUCAGGUUGGCGACCGGCCGCCGACAAAGGCAGCUGCGCAAGUCGCAGUCGCCAUCUUUCGGAAACGAAGAAUUUUUCCACAUUUCUCUCUGUAAUUUAUUUCCUAUUUCACCGGCUUUCUAAGCUCCAUUUCUGCCCAUAUGUGACGACUAAAAAUGUCCUCGACCAACAGUAGAAAGAAAGAAUUACAAUCCUCAACGGAAGGCUCAAACGAUGCUGAUGGUGAGAGACCUCAAGCUAAGAAAAGAAGGACAGAGGAUUCUGGAUCAGCAAAGAGCACCCAAAAUGGAAAGAAGCGUAAGAGAGAGGAUGAUAAUGAGGAAGAUGCAAAUGUCUUGGAUGAUGAACUGACUGUAAAGAAGUCAAAUGCAGCCUCAGAUAAAGACUCUCUUUCUGGGGACACAAAUGUAAAUGCUGAUGAAAACAAGGAAGAUGAACAGUCAAAAGCCGAAGCAGUUGCAAAGCAUUUUGGUCUUAACAAUGUUGAAGUGAAUCUUUCGGAAGAGAAUGAACAAGGAAUGACCUAUUUGAAGUUCAACAAACUGAUACGACCCCUGAUUGUUGAAGCCAAUCCUGGAACAGCACAUACCAAGGUCAACUCGCUUCUUGGAGCAAUUUGGAGUGACUACAAGAGGAAGAAAGGCAAAGACACCAGCUCUUCAAAUACACCAAGUCCUAAAGCAGCCGGAAAAGCUAAGAAGCAGAAAAACACAUCCAAAUCUACCAAGGCAUCCAAACAAUCUAAGGAGAUUGUUGAGUUAUCAGAUGGAGAUGACUCUGAACCUGUGUCUGGUCCUGAAGUGGAGGAUGAUAAUGAAGUCGUUGGUGAAAAGAAUGGCACUUCAAAACAAAGAACUAAGAUUAAAAUGGUUUUUAAACCAAAAUCAAAGGGAGCUAAAGGAGACAAAAAAGCAAAAAUCCAGGAUGAUGACAGUGACCGAGGAAGUGAGGCCAGCUCAGGUAGCAGAUCAAAAAGGACUAAUGGCAGAGCAAGUGGUAAAGCUAAGGCUAACAAGAAAAAGACUGAUGAGGCAGUUGAUGAAGACAGUGAUACAAGCCAAGCUAGCGGAAAACCCAUCAAGAAAAAGGCAAGAAGCACACUGAAAAUGAAAAAGGAAAAGGUUAUCAUCAGCAAAAAGAAGAAAGAAAGGAAGAAAAGUACUGGGAAUGAUGAAGAUAACGUUAUGAGUGUGGAUGAACAUCAGGAUUACUGUGAGGAAUGUGAAGAGGGUGGAGACCUGUUACUCUGUGAUACAUGCACACUGUCAUUUCACUUGAGAUGUCUUGAUCCUCCACUUGAUGAGCCACCACAGGGACGUUGGAGUUGUCCUGUCUGUGAAGAUGAAAUGACAAGCGAUUCUAGUGAAGACAUGCACAGCGAUUAUUGCCGCGUGUGUAAAGAUGGCGGACAAUUGCUUUGUUGUGACAGCUGUCCAUCAGCUUAUCACUUGCACUGCUUGAUUCCACCCAUGAAAAAAAUACCUGGUGGAGACUGGAGGUGUCCAAGAUGCAAGAGUGAACCACUAAAAGGCAAAGUUGAGAGAAUUCUCCACUGGCGUUAUGUUAACCUUCCAGUUGAAGGUACUGUGCUUGAUGCAGAUGGGAACGAAGAGCUAACUGAACCUGAGACCUAUGAAACAAGGGAAUUCUUUGUCAAAUGGGUGGACAUGUCUUACUGGAAUUGUUCAUGGAUAACUGAACUUCAGCUGGAGAUUUACCACCCCAGCAUGUACCGAGCAUACUUCCGUAAGAAUGACAUGGAAGAACCUCCUCCAGUUGAUGAUGGUGACGAAGACAAGGAGACACCAGCACAUGUUAUACAAAACAGUAAGGCAGAGGAUGAGAGUAACCUGGAGGCAAGGUUUUACAGAUAUGGAGUGCGACCAGAGUGGCUACAGAUUCAUCGCAUCUUGAGACAUAGGGUUACAAAGCAAUCCAAAGAAAUGUAUUUUAUCAAAUGGCGAGAUGUUCCAUAUAACCUGAGUACAUGGGAAAACACAGAAGAUCCUGUGAACUCUCAAAUCAGUGAUUUCAAGGACCACAUAGCAAAAUACAAAGAACUCAGAGAUGCUUAUGAGAAGAAAAACAGCACCAGUAAGAAAAAGCCACACAAGCAAAAGAAAGUCAAGAAAGCAGCACCAAUCGGUGAUGAUGAAGAUCCUAAUUCAGAUUCUGAAUCAUCAAAGGUUGAUAAUGCAGAUAAACCUGAAACCGAUCCUCGUGAUAAGUAUGAUGAGCAGCCAGACUACAUAACAGCAUGUGGUGGGAAGCUGCAUGAUUACCAAUUGGAAGGAUUAAACUGGUUACGGUUCUCCUGGGCCCAGGGUACAAACACUAUCCUGGCUGAUGAAAUGGGUCUUGGCAAGACAAUUCAGACUAUAACCUUCUUGUACUCUAUCUGGAAGGAGGGUCACUCUCCAGGUCCGUUUUUAAUCAGUGCUCCUUUGUCUACGAUUAUCAACUGGGAAAGAGAAUUUGAAUUUUGGGCUCCUGACAUGUAUGUGGUCACUUAUGCUGGAGAUAAAGUCUGCAGGGCAACCAUCAGGAAUAAUGAUUUUUCUUUCGAUGAAGAUUCUGUCAAGUCUGGUUUAAAACCUCAUAAAUUGAAGAAGGACCACCCUGUCAAGUUCCAGGUGCUGUUGACGUCAUAUGAACUUGUUUCAAUUGAUAUGACUACCCUGCAGUCCAUUGACUGGGCUGUGCUGGUGGUAGAUGAAGCUCACAGACUUAAGAAUAAACAGUCUAAGUUUUUCAAGAUUUUAAGUGAAUAUUCUAUUGACUAUAAGCUGCUGUUGACGGGAACCCCUCUACAAAAUAACUUAGAAGAACUGUGGAACCUUCUUAACUUCUUGGAUCCGAGAGAGUUUAGAAACCAGAACAGUUUUCUGACAGAGUUUGAGGAUGUUGCUAAAGAAGAUCAAAUCAAGAAGCUUCAUGAUAUCCUGGGUCCUCACAUGCUGCGUCGUCUGAAGGCAGAUGUCUUGAAAGGAAUUCCUUCCAAAAGUGAGCUCAUUGUGAGAGUGGAGCUGAGUCCACAGCAAAAGAAGUACUACAAGUACAUUCUAACAAGAAACUUUGAGGCUCUCAAUACUAAAGGAUCUCACCAAGUGUCCCUAUUGAAUGUGAUGAUGGAGCUCAAGAAGUGCUGCAAUCAUCCUUACUUGUUCUCUUCUGCUGCACUGGAAGCCCCAAGAGGUGCCAAUGGUAACUUUGAUUCAGCAGCCUUGACCCGUGCCUCUGGUAAGCUAGUGCUGCUUGAAAAGAUGUUGAAGAAAUUACAAGAGGAGGGACAUAGAGUGCUUAUCUUUUCUCAGAUGACAAGAAUGUUGGACCUCUUAGAAGACUUCCUUGAGGGACAUGGUUACAAAUAUGAGAGAAUUGAUGGAACCGUUAAUGGAUCAGCCAGACAGGAAUGUAUUGAUAGGUUUAAUGCUCCUGGUGCACAGACAUUUUGUUUUUUGUUGUCCACUCGAGCUGGAGGUCUUGGUAUCAACUUGGCUACUGCUGACACUGUGUUCAUUUAUGAUUCUGAUUGGAAUCCACAUAAUGAUAUUCAGGCAUUCAGCAGAGCACAUAGAAUAGGCCAGAACAACAAGGUCAUGAUUUAUCGUUUUGUCACAAGAGCCAGUGUCGAGGAGCGCAUCACACAGGUUGCCAAGAAGAAAAUGAUGCUGACGCAUCUUGUGGUAAGGCCCGGCCUGGGAUCAAAUAAAGCGGCUGUGAUGUCCAAGAGUGAGCUGAAUGACAUUCUCAGAUUUGGUACACAAGAACUUUUUAAGGAUGACAAUGCCAAGGAUGGAGAUUCUGGUGACUCGGGGCGUAUUGAUUAUGAUGAAAAGGCUGUGCUUUCGUUGUUGGAUCGGACGAGCAGCCAUGAUGACGCACCUGAUGAAGAAAAAGACAUCAUGGCCAAUGAAUAUCUUGCUUCCUUCAAGGUGGCAAGCUACGUGGUGAAGCAGAAGGAUGAAGAUGUUGAAGUCCUCAAGCAAGACGCAGAGACUGCCGACCCUGACUACUGGGAGAAACUUCUUCGUCAUCACUAUGAGCAGUUCCAAGAAGAUGAAGCAAGACAUCUUGGAAAGGGGAAGAGAAUCAGAAAACAGGUCAGCUAUGUGGACGGAGGCAUGGAAGAUCAGGAAGAAUCAGCUUGGACCAAUAAUCUGUCAGACUACGAAGACGAUGGGUACAGUGAUGUUGAUGAGGAGGAAUCUGAUGAAGAAUUCAACCAGAAAACUGAAGGUCGUCAACGAAGGGGUGGUCGAGGCGCUUCUGAUAGGGAUGUUACUCCUCCUCUUCUGGCAAAGGUUCAAGGCAACUUGGAGGUGUAUGGCUUCAACCUGCGACAGCGGAAGGCAUUCCUGAAUGCAGUCAUGAGAUAUGGUUUGCCCUCUCCUAAGGGUUCUCGUAGAUCCCAAUGGUUUGCGAGAGAUCUCCGCGGAAAAUCAGAGAAAGCAUUUCAGGCGUAUGUGGCCAUGUUUCUGCGUCACCUGUGUGAGCCUGGUACGGACAACAGAGAGACGUUUAAUGACGGAGUGCCUCGUGAAGGAAUACAGAGAACACAAGUACUGACCAGGAUCGGCAUCAUGAGCCUUAUAAGGAAGAAGGUGGAAGAGUUUGCUCAUAUCAAUGGCUGGGAAGCUUAUCCCGAGGAAGACAGUUUGACAGACAAGCCGUCAAGUAAGACAUCAUCACGUGUAUCCACGCCUGUAGCGGAAGUCGACAGCAAGAAGGCUGAACCGGAAGUGGUAAAAACGGAGACAAAACCAGAAAAGAAAGACCAGGCCGAAGAAAUCAAACCCGAGCCGAUGGAGGUCGACAAAGAUGAAGCAGUUAAAACAAGCGACAAAGAAGACAAAGAUGCUGUGAAACAAGAAAAUGGCGAAGCAGCAAGCGUUACCCCAGAUAAAAGUGAAGAUGGCAAAGAUGCAGUGGAUGAAGAUAAACAGGACCAAACUGACGGUGAUUCUAACACGGAAAAAGAGUCUAAAAUGGAGGUGGACCCGCCCAGCGUGAACGAGGCAAGCCCAAAAGACCGGGAUGAAAGCGAAAUAUCUGACAAAACAGAGCCCAUGGACAAUCAGGAAAAAGGAGAAACGGCAGCUGAAGAUGGCAAACAUGCUGAACAAAAGGAAGUCAGUGGUGACAGUGAUGAAAAGGUUGAUAAAACCGGUGACUCUGAUAAAACUUUGGACCAAAACAAUGUUGAUUCUGGUGAAAAGAAUGAUGACAAUAAUGUUGCUUCUGAUGAAAAGAGAGAUGAUAGUGAAGCGAAAGUCGACGAGGGUGAGGAAGAGACCAAAACAGAAUCGGGAGAAUCUAAAGGUGAUAUUGAAAAGGAUUCAUCGGACAAGAAGGAAAAAGGUGAAAAGCCAGAGACGGUUAAGGAAGUUGAAAAUCCCUCCGAAAAGGCUUCAGAGCCAAUGGAGACGGAUGACACAUCGGACAAACCAACGGAGCCACUUGAGGAGAGCGAGAAGAAAUCCGAAAAAUCCGAAUCUGAUGAAGGUAGCGAAAAGCCUUCUGAGAAAACGGACUCUAAUCAAAAGCAGGAGAAAAAUAGCGAGACAGUUGAAUCGGAUCAGAAGACAACAGAGAAAACAUCAGAAAAGUCUGAAGAGGUUCCAAAAACGGAGCAAUCUGAGGUGAAAUCUGACACUGCCACGACUCAAAAAUCAGAGAAAUCCCCCGACAAGACGACUGUGACUUACAAGGCUGGCAGCAGUGUGCUUGGAGAUCGGCGUCGAUUCAUGUUUAACAUUGCUGAUGGAGGGUUCACGGAGCUACACACGCUGUGGGAGGUGGAGGAGAAGAGAAAGUGUGACGACAUCUGGUGGAGAUGCCAUGAUUACUGGCUGCUAGCGGGAGUUGUCACUCACGGUUAUGGUCGGUGGCAGGACAUUGCUAAUGAUCGCAAGUUUUCAGUGGUUAACGAGCCUUUCAAGAAUGUUACUCUGGAAUACAAGAACCGGUUCAUCGCACGACGUUUUAAGUUGUUAGAACAGGCGCUAGUGAUAGAGGAACAACUGAGAAGAGCUGACUCCAUGAAGCUCAGGCAAGAUGCUAACCACCCAGCCAUGGCUCUUAAUGCAAGGUUUGCAGAGCUGGAGUGUUUGGCGGAAAGUCAUCAACAUUUGUCCAAGGAGUCCCUAGCAGGGAACAAGCCGGCCAAUGCUGUGCUUCACAAAGACACAAUGCCUCGUUCCAAAAACUUGUUAUGGAGAGAACAGGACAUGGUUGCUGCAGUUCAAAGUGUUAGAAGUGGGAAACUUUCAAUUCGUAAAGCAGCGGCCGAAUAUAAUGUCCCAAAAUCUAGCCUUGGCAAUCGUGUUAAUGGGAGGGUAGAACAUGGAAAAAAGAAUGGCCCUGAAACACUUCUCGACCCUGCUGAGGAGGCCGAGCUAGCAGCCUUUUAUCUUACGCUUGUCAGUAAACAUGGAUAUGCAAAGAGAAAGGACAUUGUAAUGCGCCUGGCCACCCAUAUGGCGGAAAAACGAGGAAAAGAGGUGAAAAAGGGAUGUGUGUCGGAGAAGUGGUGGCAAAAUUUCCUGAAACGCCAUCCAGAAGUUUCGAAGCGUGCUUCCCAGAACGAAACGGUGGACACUGCAAGAGUCCAAGCCUGAAUUACAGUCACCAGUCAGUGCUCCAUCAAGUCCUGUCAUCGCAUCGUCUCAUACCAGGACUUAUCCAGGGUCACUGUUCUCAGUUUCCGGGAAGUUGCCCGUUCAGCAACAUAACUGAUGCCUUGGUGUCUGUCGAAGAGCGAAUUGAGAGGGAGCAAAAGAAAAGGUCUCGCCGUGGGCUUGAAAAUGAAACACCUGACGAAGUUUACAAUAAUUUCAAGGUGUUGUUGACGCAGACAGGCAGGCAAGAAGCCGUGUGUCCUCGUAAACUAGCUUUGUCUUGCUCCUUCCUGUAAGGGUUCAGGUUACUGUAGCUGUCUGGGUCGUGGAAUGGGUGCAAAGGAAAGUUUCCAACCGUCAAUAGCAGGAACUGAUUCCCCAGAAUUCUCAGGCCCUAGCCGCACGUGAUUUCUACACCCUCUGGAACCGAGAUGUCCACCUUUGCGACAUAAUGCUGCAACUAAUGCAAGGACACUUGAAGGAAAAAUAAGAAAUAAGGAAAAAAAAAAGACUUGUGAAAGGAGAAAAAAAUAAACGAAUGCGUAGACAAACAAGAGCCAGAGUGAGAGGGUGUUACUUGGAUGAGGUGCCCGGAUAUUCCUGUGCGAAGUGCGGUGGACAGUAGGAUUCAGACAGGAGUUCAUAAAUGGAGUAUGGUUAUUGCGAUGACUGGUACUACUUCAAGUGUACGAACCUGCUUGUACUAGACGGCCUUGGCGACCGUGUCGAUCAUUUUUUUUCUCAUCAACAUUAAGUGACAGUUUGACUUUGUUGUUUUUUCAUGAGAUCUCCGAGGACUGAUUUUCUUUUUUAACAGCUUAUUGGCUUUAAUACAGUUGUUUAAAUUUACCAGUGUAUCUGAGAAACUGACCAAGAACUGACUGCCAAUGUAAGAGCGUAAAUUCGUAGUUUUGUCGCGUUUUCUCUAAGAAGACAACGAAAUGCUUAUCUCUUUGCUAGCAACAAUAAAAGUUGAUGAAUUCAAGAGAACUACACGCAUCGAGUUUCGUACGUUUGAAGGAUUGAAUCAGUUGUGAGAAUUUACAAGUUUAUCAGAAAACUUUAUCUUGCACGUUUUUUAGUCACCAAUUUUAAGACGGAAGAAAAAGAAACAAUCACUCCCCCAUUGAGUUUCUAUAGAGUUGAAGAAAUAGGGCUUGUAGUGCGCACAAUCUACAGGUUGUUUUUACCAUUUACCGUUUGUCGAAGGCCAGUUUGUACAUUUAGACUGAAGUUGAUUUCGGAAGAUUACGUAAAGCCGCCAUAUGGGAUUUUAAGGUCUUCCAGUAGUCGUUGUUCAAACACUGAAGACAAAGUUGUUAGUUUAUCCGUAACAGAAUUUACGUUAAACGUCAAAAUAGGUCCUUUCUGUAUAUCAGUUAUAGUAAAACGCGGGGUAUAGUAUUGAAUAUAUAGAGAAAAUAUUUUGCACAAGAAUUGAUUAUUGCAAGUAAAUUCUGCGUUCUGCUGCCGUUAUCGUGCAUAAUUUACUUACUGACAAACCCUUUUAUACCCCUAAAUGUGCCAGAUCACAAAAGAAAAACUUCACGCAAUGAUUACAAAAAUGCUGUUGUACCUCUGGUUUUGAACGCGGUGCGCGUGGAGUUCUGGGCCAGUUGCACGCGCAAAUUUAGACACAUUUCGCAUUUCGCGACCUGACCUAACAGAGCCCAAAAAUAAAAUCAGAACAAGAAAUAUACUGCCAAUCGAGGUUAUUUUGGUGAGCUGGUGAUCAAUGGUUUGAAGUGUCCGACAAUAGGUACGAAUACCUUAUUGUAGCGAUAUGAGUUCAUGAUCGACGUCCUUAGUUUCUCCCUCACGUGCCUGGUUGUUACUAAGUCCUCGAAUAAUUGGAGUCAAUUUGUAUAUAGCAAGAUGCCUUCAAUAUGAAAAGUCAUUUUCUAAUGACGAAAGAUGUAAACAGCGACAUGGAGAUCCCCCCCUAUUGAAGAAUUUACCAUUUCCAUCCCGUCCCUAUUACAGUCAGCAAGUUUGCCCAAACUUACGAAUCUUAACUUGAUGAAGACUGCAAGUUUAAGUUAACAAGUUACCCGAGUUUUUUUUAAUAACUGU